ACAAAAAGAGCAGAGCUUGCAGCCGAGCUAAAGGAGGUAGGGGCGGGAAAAAUGUCAGGGCGCUUUCGCUUUCACUCCCCGGGUCCGGAAGGAGGAGAAGAAACGAGGCGGCGGCGGGCCUCGCGGAAAAGAAUCAGAUGUUCCUGCUGAAUGCAGUGAGUCAUAAUAUGUGGUGUAUCCCCCAAAACUGAAGGAUCUUUUCUUUGCUUGCAGAAGGCAAAAUUUGGACACAAGCUUCUAACAUUGGCAUAGGAGGGGGACUCUCAUCAGAUCUGCCACUGUGGAUACCAUAACAACCGGACAUUCAGAUUGACACUGAAGAUGAUGAAAAUAUUUUUAUUGUUAGGCAUUGUAAAUCUUGCUGCUGUACUGGGCUGUAAAACAGCCUAUUCCCUUGCUGGAAAUGGAAGCAAUCCCUUUCCUUGGAAUAAAAUUAGGCUUCCUAAGCAUGUCAUUCCGGUUCAUUAUGAUCUUCUUAUUCAUCCAAAUCUUACCACUCUAACUUUUACUGGAUUAACCAAAAUAGAGAUUACAGUAACCCAAAAAACUAGUUCAGUCAUCCUGCACAGCAAAUACCUUCAGAUUAUCAAGGCUACAAUGCAAGAAGCAAUGAAAAGCAGUGAUACUAACAAGGACAUGAUGGUUUUAGAAUAUCCGCCAUUUGAGCAAAUUGCACUGGUGGCUUCUGAACCGCUGCAAAUUGGCCACAACUACAUUAUUAGUAUUGAGUACUCUGCUAAUUUGUCCAGCAGUUUCCAUGGUUUUUAUAAAAGUACAUACAGAACUCCAGAAGGUGAAAUAAGGGUGCUUGCAUCGACACAUUUUGAACCAACAACAGCACGAAUGGCCUUCCCGUGCUUUGAUGAACCGGCAUUCAAAGCUAAAUUUUCUGUUAAGAUCAGAAGAGAUCCCAAACAUCUUGCUCUAUCUAAUAUGCCUUUAGUGAAAUCAAUAAACAUCAAAGAAAAUCUCAUUGAAGAUCAAUUUGAGAUAAGUGUAAAGAUGAGCACUUACCUAGUGGCUUUCAUUGUUUCUGAUUUCAAAUCAGUUACAAAGAUGACCAGCCGUGGAAUUAAGGUUUCGGUAUAUGCUGUACCACACAAGAUCAAACAAGCAGAUUAUGCCUUGGAUGCAGCAGUAAAACUAUUGGACUUCUUUGAGGAAUAUUUUAGCAUUCCUUAUCCAUUGCCCAAACAAGACCUAGCUGCUAUUCCUGAUUUUCAGUCUGGUGCAAUGGAAAAUUGGGGGCUGACUACAUAUAGGGAAUCUGCUUUGCUGUAUGAUCCUGAAAAGUCCUCAGCAUCAAGUAGACUUGGAAUUACUAUGAUUGUAGCCCAUGAACUUGCUCAUCAAUGGUUUGGAAACCUUGUCACCAUGGAAUGGUGGAAUGAUCUUUGGCUCAAUGAAGGAUUUGCAAAGUUUAUGGAAUUUUUAUCAGUAAGAAAUACCCACCCAGAACUAAAAGUUGAAGAUCAUUUUUUAAACAAAUACUUUGCUGCCAUGACAGUGGAUGCUUUAAAUUCCUCACAUCCUAUCUCGACUCCUGUUGAAGAUCCAGAUCAGAUUCUAGAAAUGUUUGAUGAUGUUUCCUAUGAUAAGGGAGCUUGUAUUUUAAAUAUGCUGCAGGAUUAUCUCAGCCCGGAAGUGUUUCAAACUGGACUUAUAAAAUAUUUGUCACGAUUCAGCUAUCAGAAUACUCAAAACAAAGAUCUGUGGAACAGCUUGUCAAAUGUUUGUCCUACAGGUGCUGCUGCUGAUCAGAAUAAUGGAGUUUGUGCCAGAAGCAGAGAGACAAUCUCAACUUCUCACUGGACAAAAAAUGAGCUCCAUGAUGUGAAGACCAUGAUGAACACUUGGACGUUGCAAAAAGGAUACCCACUAGUAACUGUUACAGUAAAGGGGAAGAAUGUCCAUCUACAGCAAGAACACUUUAUGAAAAGUUCUCAUUUAUCGUCACCAACAGGGAAUCUGUGGCACAUCCCUUUAACAUACAUGACCAGUAAAUCUGACACUGUUCAAAGGUUUUUGCUAACAACCAAAACAGGUGAUAUCACCCUGCCAGAAGAAGUGGAGUGGAUAAAAUUUAAUGUAGGAAUGAAUGGUUAUUAUAUUGUCCACUAUGAAGAUUAUGGAUGGGAUGCUCUUACUCGCCUUUUAAAAGAAAAUCAUGAAGCAAUUAGCAGCAAUGACAGAGCAAACCUCCUGAACAGUGCAUUCCAGCUGGUGAGCGCUAGAAAGCUGUCUAUUACCAAAGCUCUUGAUUUAACAUUAUACCUAAAAAAUGAAUAUGAAAUUACGCCUGUGUUUCAUGGACUGGAUGAACUAAUCCCUCUGUACAAACUGCUGGAGAAGAGGGACAUGAAUGACACGGAACAUCAGUUAAAGGAAUAUAUAGUAAAUCUGUUUAAAAACAUGAUUGACAAGCAGUCUUGGGAUGAUGAAGGCACAGUAUCUGAGCGACUGCUUCGCAGUACCCUUCUUAUGUUUGCAUGCGUACGCAAGUACCAACCAUGUGUGGACAAAGCCGAAGUGUACUUUAUGAAAUGGAAGAACUCAAAUGGAACUCUACAGUUGCCUAAUGAUGUUAAGUUUGCGGUGUAUGCUGUUGGAGCACAGACAGAUGAAGGCUGGGACUUCCUUUUCAGCAAAUAUCAGCUACCGGAAUUCAGCACUGAAAAGGAUGCGAUUGAAUUUGUUCUCAGCUUAAGCCAAAAUAAGGAAAAGCUGCAGUGGCUGAUGGAUCAAGGGUUGCAAGGUGACAUAGUAAAGACUCAGGAACUUCCUUACAUUGUUGUGAGUGUUGGAAGGAACCCUGUUGGUUAUCAGCUAGCUUGGAACUUUUUAAAAAGGAACUGGCAGAAACUUGUGCAAAAGUUUGAACUAGGGUCACGUUCUAUUGCAGUCAUGAUUACUGGAGUAACAAAUAAGUAUUCCACAAAGGCACAACUUGCUGAGGUAAAAGACUUCUUCAAUUCUCUGGACAAAAAAAGUUCACAGCUCCGUGCUGUUCAACAAGCAAUAGAAACAAUUGAAGAAAAUAUCCAGUGGAUGGAUAUGAACCUUGAACAACUCCAGAAGUGGUUACGAAACAACAGCAAACUGUAAGAUUGUGUGUGAACAACUGCUCCAGAAUUAAGAACUGUAAGUUUUCAAACAGACAUAAAAAUGCUACCCACAAACUCAGUUGAUACAAAAGUGUGAAGCAAGAUUGCUCAUUAGUGCAAAUGUAAGUUUGAAUGACAAGAGCUGCACAUGUGACCUACAUUUUCAAAGGCAAGAAAAUGCUAUGAAGAAUUUGUGUGCAUGAUAAAUUAUGUAUUUGCUGUUUUGUUCAUCACUGUAACUGCUGCAGUGCCAGACAAGAGAAGUCAUUUUUAAUAGCAGUUGCUUCUGUAGACAUACUUUCUGCUAGCUUUUUGAUGGACAUUAUUUUGAAAUAAGUUUGCAGGAACUAAACAAGUUAAUUACUUUGAAAACAACCAACACUUACAAUGAGAUAACAAAAUUAAGGGAAUGACCCUAGACCCUUGAAUGUUGAGUAACAUCCUUAAGGACUUUGAAAGUUUUUUAGUCCACUCUUGAUAAAUUAAAUAUGGGUAGGUUGGAGAUAGAUGCCCGCACUAUUGCUUGCUUUGCUAAUACUCUUAUUUCAGUUUUCUCUAGGGAUAUGCAAUACCACAAAACUCGUUCUGCUUGAGCUCAGCAGACUUCCAACAUAUUUCUGACAUGACUGCCAAAAGCAGGCCAAAUCAGGGCUUUGGUUUUGUUUCUGAGACAUUUUGCAAAAUAUUUGUACAAAUUUCAAAGCAAAAAUUCCGUGAAUUCCAUAAAUCGGGGCCGAUUCCUAAGGUUUGAGUUGAUCUUGUAGUAUUAAAAUGAGAAAUAUGGAAGCGUUCUCCUCUUGCUGUACAUGCAUAAACUCUACCUUGAGCACUGAUUUUUCUGAUGGUUAAUUUCAGAAUUGUGCAAAAUUCAGGCCUCUGCUCAAUUUGCACAAAUUUGUGAUUGCACACAUGUACACAAUUUGUGUAAACAUGUAUAAAUUAGACUGGAGUUGCAAGUUUCAGACUUUCCAGCUUUAAAAAAGAUACACAAAUUCAAUCCUUUUUGAAAACCAGAUGUGGCACCGUAUCAAGUCAAUGCUAGUGCAGGAUUGACAGAAUGAGCAGGGCCAAGUGAAUCCCCAUCAAUUCCUCAUUACACUCUAAAUUCUUAUAAAACCCCAACAUUCUGCCUACUUAUUGUUGGUAUUUUACCACGGCUAGAGGACCUUGUGACCCCUGACCCAAAGUGUGCUUCCUCUUUUAAUAAGCAUAAUCUAAAAUGUAAUAGAACCAUCAGAAAGUUUCUCUUUGCUAAUUACAGAUGAAAAAGGUAAAACCUUAGUACACCUUUUCAACCAAAAGCAUUUUUGCCCCAACUUUUCUAUUACUUUUUUUUUCAUGGGAGCCAAAACACAAGGGAAGGAAAAUAGCUUAGCAGAAUUAUCUCAGCUUGCAGUGUCCGCUCAAGAGGCAGAACAGAUUUUCUUUUUAGCAUUUUGUGAUGAAUGUUCACUUGUCAGAACAGAAUAUUAAUGUGCCCAGCAGCCACGGCCACAGCCCUAUUUAUAAGCUAAUGAACCCACGAGAAAGUUUUGCUGGUGCCAGUGUCUUUCAUAGCCUAGAAUUCUUCUUAGUCAUCGACACGUGCUGCUUGGCUGGUUCAUACUUCCAGGGAAUCUUGUAACAUGAACCAAGUAUCUGCUGGGGCCUUUUUUCAGCUCUGAGGGACUCUCUUUGAUGAGUAAUUAAUCCCUGGACCCAAUUCAAUCUAGACCUCCAAGAGUACAAGAUCCUGAAAUGUGGAACAAGUUGGAAUUCUUCCUUGUCAUAACUUAUUUCUGUAUCCUCGAACCUGACACAGCUAGAAGCUUCUGUGCAUGGAGAUCCUGCAUUUCAAACUAUUUCCCUCACAGUGGGCUCUUUGGCUUAGUUUAAUCUUGAAUCUCUGCACUUAGUUCACUAGGGUUCACAAUCCUGUCAAGGAGGUUAAUUGAGCAGGAACUCUACCAACUGCAACUAUUCCUGACCCUGAAUUGGUCCGGAGUUUUGACCAUGGGGAUUCUACUUUUGAGAAUGUUUUCAUUUUUGGUUGGAGCUCCAGCCAUGGUGUCUCUUGAAUUUUGAGCCAUAGCCAAGUUCUGAGCAUGAACCUGGCUAAGUUUUUGAACCCCUGCUGCUGCUCUUAGCCUUUUUCCUGACUAUGAUUAUGUACUUGCUUCUGGACACUCUUUAAUUUAAGCCAUGGACCAUUAGUUCCAUGGCCCAUGUAAUUUGUAAUUACCAAUUUGUAAUUUUUGUAAUUUGUAAUUUUUACCAUUAAGUGCCAUGACUUCUUAAGUGGGAACUGUGUCUCCUGAUUUACCUUUGAAUAAAGCUAAACCCCAGA
Messenger RNA from Varanus komodoensis (Komodo dragon), 5430 nucleotides. RefSeq names its product endoplasmic reticulum aminopeptidase 1 (gene ERAP1). The transcript has 20 exons. Lineage: Eukaryota; Metazoa; Chordata; Lepidosauria; Squamata; Varanidae. The record is from RefSeq and is a predicted model, not a curated record. Bases 322 to 3105 code for a protein of 927 amino acids. Gene Ontology annotation, molecular function: metalloaminopeptidase activity; zinc ion binding; peptide binding. Gene Ontology annotation, cellular component: cytoplasm. Gene Ontology annotation, biological process: peptide catabolic process; proteolysis.